UUUUCAGCCGGCGUUCUCUGACCCAAACUUGCUUCAAACUCACAUCUUCAAACUCCACUUUCAGACCUUUCCCCUCCAGCGCAGACUUUGAUCACCGCACCCAGAAAGCCCAGGAACUUCUCUUUCUUUUAGAUCGAUGCUCUACUUUCAGGCAACUGAACCAAGUGCAUGCCCACAUCACAACCUUAGGAUUCCAACACAAUCAGUUCUUGAUUGGAAAGCUUGUGGAAGCCUCGGCCAUCAAAUUCCAACAAAACAAUGGCCUGACCCAUUCCAUGCUUAUAUUUACUCAAGCCCAACACCCAAACCAGUUUACAUGGAACACUAUCAUCAGAGGCUUCGCCAUCAGCCAAACCCCUCACCGUGCUCUCCUUGUUUUCUUACAAAUGUUUCGGCAUUCUAUUCCAUUGGAGAGCUUCACUUAUGCUUUUGUCUUCAAGGCUUGUGCUCGGUCUCACAUGCUCGAGACUGGGAGAGCUGUCCACAGUCUUGCCAUGAAAAGCAGUCAUGCGUCACAUCUCUUUGUUGCCAACACUGCCAUUCAUCUUUACUCUUCUUGUGCCGACCUGGGCUCUGCUGAGAAGGUGUUUGAGGAAAUGGGUAGUCGAAAUAUUGUUACUUGGAAUGCCAUGAUUUCAGGUUAUGUACAGAAUGGACUGCCCAAUGGUGGGUUGAGAAUGUUUAAAUGGAUGUGGGGGGAGGGUAUCAGACCCGAUUAUGUGACCAUGGUAGGCGUGAUCUCUGCUUGUGCACAGAACAAGGACCUUGAGCUUGGGAGAUGGAUUCAUGCUUAUGUAGCUGAAAACCCAUCUGACUUCGAAUCAAAUAUCAAUGUCGGGACUGCUCUUAUAGACAUGUAUGCAAAAUGUAAGCAGAUUGACAUGGCUAAGAAGAUUUUCAAGGACAUGCAGAGGAAAGACAUUGGCGUUUGGAACGCACUUAUAGGAGGUUACGUCUUCAAUAGCCGUUCCAGUGAAGCUCUAGAACUGUUUCAGAAACUGGAAGUGAGCAGCUUGGACCCAGAUGAGACCACAUUGGUAAGUACACUGCGAGCUUGUGCUAAUGUAGGGGCACUAGAUAUUGGAAAGAGGAUUCACCUAUAUGCUCAAGAGAAGAGCUUCAAUUCAAAUCAAAUGUUGGACACUGCCUUGGUUGAUAUGUAUUCAAAAUGUGGGUGUAUCAAUGAGGCGAGAGAAGUCUUUAAUAAGAUGUCAAAACGGGACGUCAUGGCCUGGACAUCCAUGAUUGUAGGGCUAGCCAUGCAUGGACACUCAAGGGAAGCACUUGACCUCUUCUUGCUAAUGUUAGAUUCUGGUCAGAAGCCCGAUGGAAUCACCUUUUUAGGUGUUCUGAGUGCUUGUAGCCAUGCAGGUCUGGUUGAUCAAGGAGUUUACUACUUUGAAACCAUGAGAAAUAAGUACUGCAUUGCUCCAAAAAUCGAACACUAUGGAUGCAUGAUAGACCUCUUUGGACGAGCAGGCCGGCUCAAGGAGGCACAUGCUUUCAUCCUUUCAAUGGAAAUUCAGCCAAAUGCAAUAGUUUGGAGGGCCCUUCUCAGUGCUUGCAGAUUGCAUUCAAAUGUCAUUUUGGCUGAGACUGCCAUUGAGAAUCUAUUCAAGCUGCAGUCAGAUCACUGCGGAGACUAUGUGCUUCUUUCAAAUAUAUAUGCUUCAAAGGGUAAAUGGAACCUGGUGGAGAAUAUAAGGAGGAAGAUGGAGGAAGGAGGGAUAAGGAAGAUACCGGGUUUAAGUUUGAUUGAGGCAAACAGCCAGCCAAGAGUGGAAAAAUGGCUGGAGCUGAGCAACCACCAACUAGACCAUCUUGGUUACAGAUAGCUGCAUGUUUGCCAUCCAACCUCUGAACCUCCUAGGAUGGGUUAUAGGUCUUGUUGCUCUGCAUUAAGUAUGAGAAAAGGUCAGUUACCUAGAAGCUUAAGCUACCCCGGAGUAGAAUUAUCUCAGAUCUGCUCUCCUCUCAUUUGUGGUAAAAAAGAGCCUGAAAUUUGCAGUAUGAAUGUUUAACUUGCUGUGACUACCAUUGAGAUUAAUAGGUUGCAGUCUUUUUAUCUCUGGUAUCUAUUUGUUCCUCUCAAAUGUAUAUGCUUGUGAGGAAUAAACGGGACAUUCCAGAGAGGGUAAGGAGAGCCAAGGAAGUUUCCAUGUUUAAGCUCGACUGAAAUAGAUUUUACACCUGAAUGCAAACAUUAAUGGGGUUAACCAUAUGAUUUUAGCUCAUAUGAGACUAGAUGGAUGGUAAUCAUGAGUACAGACUGCUAUCUCAAGCACCUGUGUAUUAGCUCGAUCCUUCUAGCUCAUAUAGGAAUGUAGGUCUUUCACUUCAUGUUUCAAGAAAGAUCAGUUGCUUGG
Messenger RNA from Telopea speciosissima, 2366 nucleotides. RefSeq names its product pentatricopeptide repeat-containing protein At2g29760, chloroplastic-like. Lineage: Eukaryota; Viridiplantae; Streptophyta; Magnoliopsida; Proteales; Proteaceae. The transcript has 2 exons. Gene Ontology annotation, biological process: RNA modification. The record is from RefSeq and is a predicted model, not a curated record. Gene Ontology annotation, molecular function: RNA binding; protein binding. The coding region runs from base 276 to 1835 and encodes 519 amino acids.